Chaetomium fimeti is the source of this 5526-nucleotide messenger RNA. Its product is annotated as nuclear protein 96-domain-containing protein. The transcript has 3 exons. Gene Ontology annotation, biological process: post-transcriptional tethering of RNA polymerase II gene DNA at nuclear periphery; RNA export from nucleus; telomere tethering at nuclear periphery. The coding region runs from base 1 to 5526 and encodes 1841 amino acids. The record is from RefSeq and is a predicted model, not a curated record. Lineage: Eukaryota; Fungi; Ascomycota; Sordariomycetes; Sordariales; Chaetomiaceae. Gene Ontology annotation, cellular component: nuclear pore cytoplasmic filaments; nuclear pore. Gene Ontology annotation, molecular function: RNA binding; structural constituent of nuclear pore.
AUGUCAUUUGGGUUUGGCGGCGGCACUGGCUUCGGCCAGAAUACUCAGAAUCAAUCGUCCGGCUUUAGUGGAUUCGGAACUAAUAACACAGGCACAAACACAGGCUUUGGUGGCUCAUCUGGAACCACUGGCUUUGGCUCCGGAGCCAAUACAGGAACCACCGGCACCGGCAUGUUUGGCGGCGGCGGCACCGGCAGCACCGGCGGCGCGUUUGGCGCGAACACCACUGGCGCAUUCGGCGGUACCGGUGCAUUUGGAAGCAAACCAGCUUUUAGCACACCGGCCACAACCAGCGCCGGCGGGGGGUUGUUCGGCAGCGGCGCUACCACAACAACAACAACAGCAGGCGGGACAGGCUUCGGUGGCGGCUUUGGGGGCUCAAAUACCACCACCAGCACACCCUUCGGUGGCGGCAGUUCGUCGCUCUUUGGUGCCAAGCCUGCGACAACUGGUUUCGGGGCGGGAACCUCGACUUUCGGCACUGCCGGUAGCACCGGUGGCGGUGGCCUUUUCGGGGGCGGCGCGGGAGCCGGCACCACAGGCUUCGGCGCCACGACCAACCCCGGCAUCGGGACGAACAUCGGAGACCCUCCCGGAACAGCUGUUGUCCCCUUCUCUCCCACCGUGGAGAAAGAGAACAAUACUACUCAAAGCAAUUCGUUCCAGAACCUCCUCUUUAUGGAUGCAUAUAAGAAGUGGUCUGCAGAUGAACUAAGAUUGACCGACUACAACCAAGGUAGAAAGACAGGUGGUACCGGCGGGACAGGCGCAUUUGGCGGCUCUAAUUUUGGUGGCGGUACAACCGGUUUUGGUACCAACACAGCCAGCACCGGAUUCGGGACCAACACUGGAACAGGCAUGUUUGGAAACACCCAACCGGCGGCGACGGGCUUCGGCGCGACCAACACCGCAACGACUAGCGGGUUUGGCAGCGGCGGUGGUGGUCUGUUCGGCAACAAGCCCGCAGCGGGCGGCAUGUUCGGAAACACCGCCACCACCCAACCCGCACAGACUGGUGGAAUGUUUGGCGGAGGUGGUACCGGCGCGUUCGGGGGUGGUGGCGCUACGACGACCGCGGGCUUCGGAGCGAAUACGGGCGGUACGGGCGGCGGUAUGUUCGGAGGCACCAACACAGCGGCAGCCAAGCCUGCCGGAUUCAGCUUCGGCAACACCGGCGCCGGUACUGGCGGCGGUGCAUUCGGCGGAACAACCGGAACGCCCGGUUUUGGUGCAAACACCACUGCCACCAACACUGGGGGUGGCGGCUUGUUUGGAAAUACCGCUCAGACCAACACCGCCGGUGGUGGCCUUUUCGGAGGUCAACAACAACAACAACAACCGCAGCAGCAAACUACCGGCACAGGCUUCGGCGGCGGCACCGGCUUCGGAGCCCAAACCCAAAACACCGGAGGUGGCUUAUUCGGCGGCCAACAGCAACAACAAAAGCCCGGUGGUCUAUUCGGCGGUGCAACAACGAACACCGGAACUACCGGUGGCCUGUUCGGCGGUGCGAACACCGGGGCGACGUCUGGGUUUGGCGGAAACACGGCAGCGCAGCCUGCAGCGGGUGGCGGCCUGUUUGGCAACAAGCCCGCAGGCACCGGCGGAGGUUUAUUUGGCGGCAACACGACCGCUCAACAAGGUACUACUGGCGGCGGCCUCUUUGGCAACCUCGGGGGCAAUACACAAGCCCAGCAGCCUGCACAAGGCGGCCUGUUCGGCGGUCUAGGUCAGAGUGCACAAGCCAAACCCUCCCUCUUCGGCAAUUCGGCGCCCGCAGGAGGCGGCCUUUUUGGCAACCAACCCGCCCAGCAACAACAGGGCGGUAUGUUCGGCGCCAGUAACAACCAGCAGCAGCCGCAGCAGGGCAUGUUGGGCAACUCCCUCCUCGGCGCCUCUCAGGGCCAACAAACGCCCCAACAGGCUUUCAACGCGAGCCUUCACGACAUCUCCGCAUACGGGGCUGCGACACUCUUCUCCGGGCUGCCGGAUGACAAGAUUCAGAACCCCGGCCCACUUGCGACUCCCCUGUCUGGCACCUCCAAGGUUAAGAGCCGGUCCAUCUUGCCCAUGUACAAGCUCAGCCCGGCCAACGCCUCGCGCCUUGUCACCCCCCAGAAGAGGGGUUACGGAUUCUCAUACAGCGCCUAUGGCUCUCCCGCCAGCCCAUCGAGCGUUUCCAGCACCCCUGGUGGUUUCUCACAGAGCCUCCUUGCCGGCAGCAUCAACCGCAGCCUGGGCAAGAGCAUCUCGGCUAGCAACCUGCGGCGCAGCUUCAACGUCGAGGACAGCAUCCUCCAACCUGGCGCUUUCUCCGCCAACUCCAGCAUGCGUCUGCUCGGCAACGGUGGUAACCACAAGAAGCUGGUUAUCAACAAGGAAAUGCGGAGCGAUUUAUUCACUUCGCCUAACAAGGAAAAGCAGGUUCCGGAAGACGCCAACGGCUCGAGGAAGCUGGCAAAGCGUGUCAGCUUCGACACCAGCACGGUUGAGACCGCCCCCGAAAGCCGCCCGGCCACUCUGGAGAAUGGUUCCAGCACUGACGACCAGGCCCAGCUCAAGCCGAGCACUGCCGCUCGUCCUAGCACCAACGGCGUGAAUGGCGCCAAGUCGUCACCUGCCACUUCCGCUCCGGAGAUGGAGCAGGUUAAGGGCAACGAACUCGCCAUUGUCCCUGAAGAGGAGUCGCCUGUGGCCGUGCGGACCGAGAAGAAGCUCGGUUCCACGAUCGAGCCGGGCGGCUACUGGAUGUCGCCAAGCGUUGAAGAGAUCCGUGCUAUGAACAGGGUGCAGCGCCAGCGGAUCCCCGACUUCACCGUCGGCCGCGAGAAUGUUGGCAGCGUCACCUUCAAAAUUCCCGUUGACCUCAGCAACAUCAAUCUCGAUGAGCUAUUCGACGGCAUUGUCGUCUUGGUUCCCCGCUCUGCCACCGUUUACCCCGUGGCGGCGAAGAAGCCUCCCGUCGGCAAGGGGCUGAAUGUACCUGCAGUCAUCUCGCUCGAGCACUCGUAUCCUCGUGGUGGUCUCGCGACCACUGGCCGUCGCCUCGAGCGUCACAUCGAGAGGCUCAAGACGGCUAUUCCCGACACGACUUUCGAGAGCUACGAAAAGGAAACCGGCGUUUGGACAUUCUCGGUGGAGCAUUUCACAACCUACGGUCUAGGUGACGAUGACGAUGACGACGACGAAACCGAGAUGGAGUCCAUCCAGGCUCGUCGCGCAAUCUUGAGCCCAUCGGUUGUUAAGGACUCGACCUCCCCUUCCGAUCCCGACGACACUUUCGAAUUCAGGCGCAGCCGGCGCGCUGUUCCCGGCGCUUUCGAUGAUGCCGCAUUGUCGGACAAUGAGGAGGUUUCCAAUGCCGCUCAACGUCAGGGUACGCUGACUCCUGAACCCCAGGAGGCUGAUGCCCCCUUGCCGUCACGCGAAUGGCCUGAAGAUGAAAGCAUGGCUGACGGACCCGAUGACUACCAGCUCGAAGCCUAUGAACAAUCGUCUCAGCAGGGAUCCGUCGACGACCAGGACGAUUUCUCCCGCUACGCCGACAACGAGGCGCAGGUCCCUGCUGGAAUAAUGAGGGCGCGUAUGCGGGCCUUCAAGAAGUCGACGGCACCUACGAGGAUUGAGGUGGCUGGUGGGGAUGAUUGGACGCAGAUUUUGCAGGCGAGCGUGCGGGCGCCGAGGACGGUGGAUCGGGCGACGUUGCGCGCUAUGAACGAGUCGGGGGCGGUUUGGGAUAUUAAGGACCGGGGCAGCCCUGCCCCUCAGAGGAAUGCCCCUGCGCCCGAUGGAGCAGGUUUUGCAACGAGUAUCGAUUUGAUGAAGUCGCUUUUCGAGCAGGCAAAGGGCCCGGCGCAGCCGGUGCAGCCGGUGCAGGCGUCGCCAACGAAGGGUUUCGUGAAGUGGCCUUACCAACAACGUCCCAAGGUCGACGCAGAAGAGGGCCCGUCAGUUCCGCGAACCAACUGGGGCCCUAACGAACUGCUCGUCACUACUCACCAUGGGGAGCCUAGCCUGCAACCGGUCGACGGGACUUUACCUGCUGCCGAUUCUUCAGCAGGAUCGCCCGAGACCCUAACUCGGCUCCAACACUAUAUCGACAAUAUCUCCGGCAAGGAGGGGCAGCCAAUCGCCGGCCCCGAGUUCCGGGAGCUGGCUCUCGGUGACUCUUCUUGGGAGCUAGCGUCUCUUCUUUUUGACGACAAUGGAUACAGCCUGCCUGUUUUCUGGAGACAAUUAGUGUCUGCCGCCACCGACCGUGCACUUGCUCAGGAGCCUGGGCUUGAGGAAAAGGCGAUCAUCUGCCUCGCAGGCAAUCGCGUCGGCGAUGCUUGCGGCCACCUCCUUGCGGCAGGGAACUUCCGGCUGGCCACUCUCGUUUCUAGCAUCGGCACGCAGAACAAGGACAUGAAGGCUCAGCUUAAGGACUGGCGGGAGUCGAAUGUGCUGGCCGAGUUUUCCAAGCCUAUCCGGGCUAUCUAUGAGCUCUUGGCCGGUAACGCUGGUGUCUGCUCGGGCGUCAAGAAUGCUCCUAUUGAGAACCGCGUCGACUCAUUUACCAUUUCUCAGCGUUUCGGUUUGGACUGGAUGCGGUCGUUUGGUCUUCGUCUCUUUUACACCACCGGGGCCGUCCCUAAUGUUGCGGAGGCGGUCCGUUCCUUCCAGGCCGACAUUGAGCAGGACAAAGAGCCAGAGCCGGACAGCGCUCUGUGGUCGCUCCUCAAGGCGUUUGCGAACCAAGACUUCGACUGGUCGGAUACUCGCCUUGGGUGGCUCAUGACCAAAGCCAUCUACGCCACGGGCAAGGUCUCGUUCGGACAAGAUGCGGCCGAGAAGCUCGACAUGGCGUCUCUGUCUUUUGCAUCCAGCUUGACGGUGCAGUCCCAGUGGGUGCCGGCUACCUUCGUCCUACUCCAGCUAUCCGACGCUGGCUCCCGCGAAGCUGCCGUGCGCGACCACCUCGGCCGCCACGCCCACCGGAUCGGCUCGGCGCGCAACCCAACCGGCGCCUUCUCCGCCCUGCGCAAGUUCGGCGUGCCCGAGGCGUGGAUCUGGGAGGCCAAGGCCCUCGACUUCCGCACCCGCGGCGACUCGCAGCAGGAGUUCCUCGCCCUCGUCUGGGCGCAGAACUACGCCGAGGCCAACCAGGCUUUCGUCCACCGCGUCGGGCCGGACCUGGUCAUCGAGCGCGACUUCAACCGCCUGUUCCGCUUCGCGCAGCUGCUGUUCAAGGUCAAGGGGAAGCUGCAGGACUGGGACCGCGCGGCUGCCGUGUAUCUGCUCUACCCCAUGGCGCGGGUGCAGAGCAGGCAGCAGGGGCUGGACAAGUUCGACCACCAGCUCUUUGACGGGCUGGUGGCGCUGCGCGGGCAGACGCAUGGGGAUAUCCGCCAGGAGGCGGCGAUUGGGGAUAUGGCGGAGGAGCUGAUCCGGUGCAGGGGCGGCGAUCCGAGACUGUUCGGGCUGCUGCCGGGGGAUGUGCGGGGGAAGUACAUGCGGACGCAGGCGCUGGAGAAUAUCUGCUGA